GACACGGUGAGCGCCGGAUGGAGCGAGAGCCGGAGACCAGCGCUGGAUUCCGUACCUGGCUCUAAACUGCCGAGGAUUUCCCUGCUCUGCCCUUACUCUUUCCAUCUUUACUUUUGACUUCAUCGUUUUCCUCCGAAACCCGCUGUAAUUUUUCUGCACAUCGUCAAUUUUAGGUUUUUAGUCUGCUGCCGUUGCUAUUAACUGAUUACUUAGACUCGAAUAUUGAUAUUAUUUUACAUUUUACUGUCUCUCGUUGGAUUUCCGACGGUUGAAGGAGCGUGGAUGAGGUGCUUUGGUAAAAACCGGAGAUGGAAUUGCUGUUGAUCUCCCUUUCCUUCUGGAUAUUGCAAUGCAGUUUAGCACGAGCGGACUCCAUCAUUCACAUCGGUGCCAUAUUUGAGGAGAAUGCCGUGAGAGACGACGAGGUGUUCCAGCUGGCCAUUUCAGACCUCAGUCUGAAUGACGACAUUUUACAGAGCGAGAAAAUCACCCACUCGAUAAAACUCAUCGAGCCCAACAACCCCUUCCAAGCGGUACAAGAAGCGUGUGAGCUGAUGACGCAGGGUAUCCUGGCGCUGGUCAGCUCCACGGGCUGCGCGUCGGCCAACGCGCUGCAGUCUCUGACGGACGCCAUGCACAUUCCUCACCUGUACGUGCAGCGCAACAGCGACGGCUCGCCCCGUACGGCGUGUCAGCUGAACCCCAGCCCCGACGGGGAGCGCUACACGCUGGCCGCCCGGCCGCCCGUGCGCCUCAACGACGUCAUGCUCCGCCUCGUCACGGAGCUGCGCUGGCAGAAGUUCAUCGUCUUCUACGACAGCGAGUACGACAUCCGCGGGCUGCAGGGCUUCCUGGACCAGGCGUCCCGGCAGGGGCUGGACGUGUCGCUGCAGAGGGUGGACCGGAACGUCAGCCGCGUCUUCUCCAGCCUGUUCAGCACCAUGCGCACCGAGGAGCUCAACCGAUACCGUGACACGCUCAGACGCGCCAUACUACUGCUCAGCCCCCGAGGAGCACAGGUCUUCAUACACCAGGCUGUGGAGACCAAUCUCGCUUCCAAGGACAGCCACUGGGUGUUUGUGAAUGAGGAGAUCAGUGAUGCAGAGAUCCUGGAGCUGGCCCACAGUGCUCUGGGCAGGAUGACGGUCAUACGGCAGAUCUUCCCACUGUGGAGAGACACCAACGUACGCUGUGUGCGGAACAACCACCGCAUCUCCUCUCUGCUCUGCGACCCCCAGGAGGGAUACCUGCAGUCACUGGAGGUGUCCAACCUCUACCUGUACGACAGCGUGCUGAUGCUGGCCAACGCCUUCUACAGGAAGUUAGAAGACAGGAAGUGGCACAGCAUGGCCAGCCUGAACUGCAUGAGGAAGUCCACCAAGCCCUGGAAUGGGGGCUGGUCCAUGCUGGACACCAUUCAGAAGGGCCGUAUCACCGGGCUGACAGGAAUGAUGGAUUUCCGUGACGAUGGCUCCAACCCCCAUGUGCAGUUUGAGAUCCUGGGGACCAGCUUCAGCGAGACUUUCGGAAAGGAUGUCAAACGGCUGGCCACGUGGGACUCCAUGCGGGGUCUGAACGGCAGUCUGAAAGAGAGCCGCAUUGAGAAUGGCAUGCAGGGAGUGACACUCAGAGUGGUUACUCUGCUGGAGGAGCCAUUUGUCAUGGUUGCAGAGAACAUUCUCGGGCAGCCCAAACGCUACAAAGGCUUCUCCGUAGACGUCCUCGACGCCCUGGCGAAGAUCCUGGGCUUCAAGUAUGAGAUCUACCAGGUUCCAGACAGCAAGUACGGCACUCAGCUGCCCAACGGCUCCUGGAAUGGCAUGAUUGGGGAGCUUAUCAGCAAGAGGGCGGACCUGGCUGUAUCUGCUAUCACCAUCACCCCGGAGCGGGAGAACGUGGUGGACUUCAGCAAGCGUUACAUGGACUACUCUGUGGGGAUCCUGCUGACCAAACCGGAGGAGAAGAUAAACAUCUUCUCCCUGUUCGCGCCCUUUGACCUGGCGGUGUGGGCGUGCAUCGCUGCUGCCAUCCCGGUGGUGGGGGUUCUGAUCUUCGUCCUGAAGCGCAUGCAGACGGUUCCGAGCAGGAACCCCCCCGCCCCCCACCAGCCGGCCCCCUCCAUCUCCACCUCCCUGCAAAGCGCCAUCUGGAUUGUCUAUGGAGCCUUCAUGCAGCAGGGGGGGGACUCGGUGGUGAGCUCCAUGGCCCUGCGCAUCGUCAUGGGCAGCUGGUGGCUCUUCACGCUGAUCGUCUGCUCCUCCUACACGGCAAACCUGGCCGCCUACCUCACCGUCUCACGCAUGGACAAUACCUUGCGGACCUUCCAGGACCUGUCCAAGCAGACAGACCUGGCCUACGGCACAGUGAGAGGCUCUGCUGUGUACGACUACUUCAGGGCCAAAGGCACCAACCCUCUGGAGCAGGACAGCACCUUCGCUGAGCUCUGGCGGACCAUCAGCAAGAACAACGGUCAGGACUACUCUGUAUCCAGCCCUUCUGAGGGCAUCCGCAAGGCGAAGAAGGGGCCCUACGCCUUCCUGUGGGACAAGGCGGUGGUGGAGUACGCGGCUCUGACGGAUGACGACUGCACGCUGACGGUGACAGGGAACAGCAUGAGCAGCAAGGGCUACGGCAUGGCCCUGCAACACGGCAGCCCCUACAGGGACCUCUUCUCCCAAAAGAUCCUGGAGCUGCAGGAGAAGAGCGACCUGGACGUGCUGAAGCAGAAGUGGUGGCCGCGGUCGGGCCGCUGUAAGCUGGACGGGCUGGGCAGCGCGCAGCCGGACGGACGUGCCCUCAAACUGCACAGCUUUGCCGGCGUCUUCUGCAUCCUGGCAGCGGGGCUGCUGCUGGCCUGCCUGGUGGCCGCGCUGGAGAUGUGGUGGAGCAGCAACCGCUGCCGGCAGGAGCAGCCCAAAGAGGACAAGGAGGUGAAUCUGGAGCAGGUACACCGGCGUAUGAACAGCCUUAUGGACGAGGACAUGGUGCACAAGCAGAUUCCCGCCCCGUCUAUCGAGAUCUCUGCCCUGGACAUCGGCAGCAUGCCCCCCAGCCAGCCUCUGGAGCCUGUGCGGGAGUACCCAGCCGCCGGGCUGUCCGUGAGCACCUUCCUAGCGGAGCAGGGACAUGGGGUGGGCAGGACGCUGGCUCAGGGCCCUGGAAGGACCCUCCCCCUCCCCCUCAGCAGCUCCACCAUCCCCUCCAUCCAGUGCAAACACAGAGCUCCCAACGGGGGCCUGUUCCGCCAGAGUCCCGUCAAGACACCCAUGCCAAUGCCAUACCAGUCAGUGCCCGGCGGACCCAUUCCCGAAGCCAUUGAGCCCGUCCACGGCACCUCCAUCUGAACCUGCCCAAUCACAGCGGAGCUUGCCCGGGACCUCCAUCUGAUCCUGUCCAAUCACAGCUGAGCUGUCCCGGGACCUCCAUCAGACCCUGUCCAAUCACAGCUGAGCUGCCAGGGACUCCAUCUGACCCUGUCCAAUCACAGUUGAGCUGCCAGGGACUCCAUCUGACCCUGUCCAAUCACAGCUGAGCUGCCAGGGACCUCCAUCUGACCCUGUUCAAUCACAGCUGAGCUGCCAGGGACUCCAUCUGACCCUGUCCAAUAACAGCUGAGCUGCCAGGGACUCCAUCUGACCCUGUCCAAUCAAAGCUGAGCUGGCCUGGGACAUUCCCUCAACCCUGUCCAAUCACAGCUGAGCUGCCAGGGACCUUCCCCCAAACCCUGUCCAAUUACAGCUGAACUACCAGGGACCUCCCCCCCCCAACCCUGUCCAAUCACAGCUGUGCUGACCUGUUU
Megalops cyprinoides (Indo-Pacific tarpon) is the source of this 3799-nucleotide messenger RNA. It is a transcript of the gene grid1a, whose product is annotated as glutamate receptor, ionotropic, delta 1a. The record is from RefSeq and is a predicted model, not a curated record. Gene Ontology annotation, cellular component: plasma membrane; postsynaptic membrane. Gene Ontology annotation, biological process: modulation of chemical synaptic transmission; synaptic transmission, glutamatergic; monoatomic ion transport. Bases 309 to 3344 code for a protein of 1011 amino acids. Lineage: Eukaryota; Metazoa; Chordata; Actinopteri; Elopiformes; Megalopidae. The transcript has 16 exons. Gene Ontology annotation, molecular function: glutamate-gated receptor activity; transmitter-gated monoatomic ion channel activity involved in regulation of postsynaptic membrane potential.